CGAGAGUAUAUCGAUAAUGGUACCAUAGUUUGAAUCGAGCCUUAAUGUGAGUUUUUCUAUUGGUCUAAAAAAAUGUGUUUUCAAUUGUAAAAAUCGAUUAGAAAAACUAAAUUAUUCAAAAACAAUUCACGUUACAAUUUACUUAAGAUAUUGUAAGUGCUCAAUCCUACUUAGUCGUACCAAAUUCAUAAUUUUAAAAGAUUCUUAAAAUUUUAUUUGAAUCCAAGCCUGUAGGUAUAUCUGAAUAAACAUAUUUUAUAUCAGAGACUAAUCAAAUUAUAUUUCAAAUAUUUUUGAUCCGUAAUUAAAUAUAAGUGGCAUAAAACAGUAUUGUUUGCAUUAAAUAUCUAAUCAUUUUUCCAAUUUAGUCAUAAAAUGACGACUAAUAACUUAAUUCGUAUAAAAGAUUAUGAAGCAAAUGCAAAAAAAUUAUUACCAAAGGCGGCCUUCGAAUUUUUUGGAGAAGGUACAGGGCACGAAGACACAUUAAAAAAUAACUUGGAAUCUUAUAAAAGAUACAGAAUUAGGCCACGAUAUCUUCGUAAUGUAGAACAGAGGACUAUGAGGAAAAAGAUUUUAGGAAAGGAUGUAGCUAUUCCUAUUGGCUUAUCACCAACAGCAAUUCAAAAACUGGCCCAUAAAGAUGGGGAAUGUGCUGCUGCAAAAGCUGCUGAAGAGCUAGGUACUAUCUAUAUACUAAGUUUACACUCCACAUCUACCAUGGAAGAAGUAACGCAAGCUGCUCCCAAAGGUAGGAAAUGGUUGCAAUGCUACAUCUUCAAAGUAAGGGAAGUCGCUCAAGAGAUAAUUAAUACUGCUGAAAGACUAGGAUUCGAAGGAAUAGUAUUAACAGUUGAUUUUCCGGUACUAGGUUCGCGAAAUAUUAUAGCACAAUAUGGACAUCCUUUGCCCUACUACCUGAAGAAAGCUAUUCUAGAAAAAUACUUAGAUUCCGGAAUAAUUUCUAAUUCAGCAGAGGUAACUGAUCCAUCAGCCGACUGGAGUUGCAUUAAAUGGUUAAAAAGUAUAACUAAACUUCCCAUUAUUGCUAAAGGAAUCUUAACAGCCGAAGAUGCUAUUCUAGCCGUAGAAGCUGGAGUAUCUGCUAUAUUGGUAUCCAAUCAUGGUGCGAGACAACUUGAUGGAGUUCCUUCAACGAUUGAAUCCCUACCAGAAAUUGUCAGCGCAGUUGGCGAUAAAGUAGAAGUAUAUGUCGAUGGAGGAAUUAGAGAUGGUACCGAUGUGUUUAAAGCUCUAGGUCUUGGAGCAAAGAUGGUUUUUAUUGGUAGACCAAUUGUGUGGGGUCUGUUUCAUAACGGAGAACAAGGAGUUAAAAAUGUUUUAACGAUUCUUCGAAAUGAGCUUGACAAAGCAAUGGCAAUUUCAGGAUGUGCAGGUCUGGAUGAUAUUACAAAAGAUAAAGUUAUACAUGAAUCACAUUACUCUAAAAUAUAAUACAGUUGAUGAUAUAAAGCAACUAUAAAUAUUCUUUAAAUAAGAUCUAAUAUAUAUUUGUGUAUUUUAUUAAAUGUAAAUAUUAAAACUGUCUUUUUUUUUUCAAUAAUAACACUGGAUAAAACCAAAAGGCCAGUCUAUUGUAGUAAUCUAUUAUUCUUUAAUUGUUUUAUACACUAUUGUUACAUGAUUACAUUAUUAUUAUUAUAUUUUAGCUUACAGCUAUCAAAAUAAUUGA
This is a messenger RNA of Psylliodes chrysocephalus, 1693 nucleotides long. The record is from the annotation of a GenBank genome assembly. NCBI's taxonomy places the organism in Eukaryota, Metazoa, Arthropoda, Insecta, Coleoptera, Chrysomelidae.